AAGAUCCUGGUUGGCAACCUGGACUAUGGCGUGACCGAGGCGGACCUGCGCGAGCUGUUCACCCAGGUUGGCCCAGUCAAGCGUGCCACGCUGAAUUUUGGCCCUAAUGGUCGGUCGAAGGGCAGCGGCGAGGUCAUCUUCCGGUCGCCAGCGCACGCGGCCCUGGCAGUCGAGCGCUACCAUGGCGUGACGCUCGACGGCCGCACCAUGAAGAUCGAGGUCGCCUACAACCCGAUGGCCGUGCCGAUGAUGAUGCCCACCAUGAUGCCCGGCGCUGUGAUGCAGGGAUCGCCGGCUGGCGGCAAGGCGCCGAGGAGCAGUGGCAGAGCCAAUGGCGCCGGACGGCAGAAGCAGCAGAACGGUCCCGCAAACGGAGGCAAGGGUCGCCGUGGCGGCCACAAGGGCGGUCGUGGCGGCGACCGCGAGAAGCGCCCAGAUGCCACCAAGGAGUCGCUUGACGCCGACCUCGACACCUACAUG
Messenger RNA from Linderina pennispora, 480 nucleotides. RefSeq names its product RNA-binding domain-containing protein. The transcript has a single exon. NCBI's taxonomy places the organism in Eukaryota, Fungi, Kickxellomycota, Kickxellomycetes, Kickxellales, Kickxellaceae. Gene Ontology annotation, molecular function: mRNA binding. The record is from RefSeq and is a predicted model, not a curated record. Gene Ontology annotation, biological process: mRNA export from nucleus. The annotation marks the transcript as partial. Gene Ontology annotation, cellular component: nucleus.